Messenger RNA from Grus americana (Whooping crane), 1775 nucleotides. It is a transcript of the gene TTC4, whose product is annotated as tetratricopeptide repeat domain 4. Lineage: Eukaryota; Metazoa; Chordata; Aves; Gruiformes; Gruidae. Gene Ontology annotation, molecular function: Hsp90 protein binding. The record is from RefSeq and is a predicted model, not a curated record. The transcript has 10 exons. Bases 44 to 1165 code for a protein of 373 amino acids.
GGAGGCCGGAGGGCGCGGGGCGGUCCGGAGCAGCGGCAGCAGCAUGGCGGAGGCCCAGUCGGGUGGCGGUACGCCGCGGUACCGGGGCGCUUUCCACCCGGACACCUGGGAGCAGGAACUGGAGGCCAUCCCCAUGUUCAUGAAGCGAUGCCCGGCCGAGAUCGACGCGGCGCGGCAGCCCGAGCUGGCCUGUCUGCAGUCCCUCCUCUUCGACGAGGAGCAGGGCCCCGCAGAGCUGGCCAGGAUGUACAAAAACGAAGGGAACGAGUACUUCAGGGAGAAGGACUACAGGAGAGCUGUCACGGCCUACACCGAGGGGCUGAAAAAGCAGAGCGAGGACGCGGAGCUGAGCGCCGUGCUGCACACGAACCGGGGGGCAGCCCAGUUCUACCUGGGUAACUACCGUUCUGCUCUCAAUGAUGCCAUCCAAGCGAAGAAGCUGAAGCCCACCCAUCUCAAAGCAAUCAUAAGAGGAGCUCUCUGUCACAUGGAGCUAAAGAAUUUCUCUGAAGCAAUAGCAUGGUGUGAGGAGGGCUUGCGAAUAGAUUCAAAAGAGAAAAAGCUUGUGGAAAUGAGAGCUAAAGCUGACAAAUUAAAGCGAGCUGAGGAGCGGGAUGCAAGGAAAGCAAAGGUGAUGGAGAAGAAAGAGCAGCGUCAAAAGGAAAUUUUGCUUGCAGCAAUAAAGGAAAGAAAUAUCAAGCUGGUUCUUGAGCCUUCAAAUGAAGAGGAGGAAAUAUCAGAUGGCCUGGCCGAGAUAUCCUUAGAUGGGUUCCACUCUGACAAUGCUACGGGGGCAAAGGUGCACUUAGAUGCUGAUGGCAACCUCAACUGGCCUGUCCUCUUUCUGUACCCUGAGCAUGAGCAGACAGACUUCAUUGCGGCUUUUCAUGAGAACUCCAGGUUUAUUGAUCAUUUAAUGGUGAUGUUUGCUGAGUUACCUCCUUGGGAUUUAGAAAGAAAAUACCUUCCCAGCAAUCUUGAGCUCUAUUUUGAAGAUGAAGAAAGAGCAGAAAUGUAUGAGCUGAACCCAGAGCAGACAUUGCUACAAAUGCUGCAGCACCAAAGGUAUUUUGUAAAGGCUGGGACUCCCACAGUUUUGGCAUUUGUAAAGCGUUCUCCUUUCUCUAAGAAGUACUUCUCUGGCAAGAAGGUGCAUCGACUAUAAUGAGCAAGAAUGAAACACGAGGAAUCUUGUGCAAGAGGCUGGUGUUUGCUAUCCCAGCUACAGACUGCAAACUUCUGCUUGAACAACAAUACCUUACUUCAGGGGAAAAAUAGUCUUGGCACACAGGGAAACUUCCAGGAAAGCAGCAUAGGAGAAUGAAGAGCUUACAAGAGGGGAUUAUUUGUUUAAAAAGAAAUCCAGCUGGCUUGCAGAAGGUCUCCUGUAUGAUAGGCUGCAUGUGGUUUUGAAAUAAACCUGAAGCAGUGCCAAACACUGCCUGCAGUUUGAAGCAACAGCAGCUGGGAACGAAUGUACGUACCUAUGAAAAAUCACCGAUUUCCUUGGAGGUGGGCUGUCGUUGCUGGGGUUUAACAGAGUGGUCUGGGGAGAUAUGCGCCUGUUGCAGCGGGAUGGAUGCGCUCAGAUUCCUGCCUGGGAUUAAGCAGCUGCUGGUUUUUUCACCGCUUGGCUCUGCUCCUGACCAGGGUAAAGCAGAGCUCUUUGUUCAGAGCGGUGUGUUUUGCUGACCCUUUUGCUACCUUACUGAUUGUCCUAUAGAACCUGAAAAUAAACAUGUCUAUUUUAAGUAGACUGACUUCUGCCCAAUAAA